Frieseomelitta varia is the source of this 967-nucleotide messenger RNA. RefSeq names its product brain-specific homeobox protein homolog (gene bsh). Gene Ontology annotation, molecular function: DNA-binding transcription factor activity, RNA polymerase II-specific; DNA binding. The transcript is spliced from 3 exons. Lineage: Eukaryota; Metazoa; Arthropoda; Insecta; Hymenoptera; Apidae. Bases 1 to 843 code for a protein of 280 amino acids. Gene Ontology annotation, biological process: regulation of DNA-templated transcription. The record is from RefSeq and is a predicted model, not a curated record.
AUGCAGUCGACUUGUCAGCAACAGCAGGCCCAGCCAGGCCAAAACGGUACGUCCGCGAGCAGAACAUCGUUUCUAAUCGAAGACAUCCUUAGCCGUGGAACGGCACCGCCGCAUUCUCAUCAUCAGCUUCAUCAUCAGCAUCUAACGUCCAGCCACGGGGUGCAGCAUCAGCAGUAUCAACAGUUCGCGAAUUUAUUGCCCGGCUACCCGUCUGCACCGCCCACAGCAACGUUUUUCCUAGGCCCACUUUUCGGCAACACCGCGAUGGGGGUUGGAGUGGUCCCCGGAGUUACUGAACUCGCGGCCUUGAAGCACUGCCGUCGACGGAAGGCACGAACAGUGUUCAGUGAUCAACAAUUGGCGGGUUUGGAAGCCAGAUUCGAGGUGCAGAGGUACCUGAGCACGCCGGAGAGGGUCGAGCUUGCGGCGGCGCUUCACCUCUCGGAGACCCAAGUGAAAACGUGGUUUCAAAACCGGCGGAUGAAACACAAGAAACAAUUGAGGAAAUUGAACACCAGCGCGGGAAGCAACGGCAAUCAGAAUUCUAAUCAGCAAUGCACUGGUCAAUCCGUAUCUGUCACCUCACCUGCCGAACGGCCGGUGGACUUCUCUCUGAGCGGCGGGCGAGAAUCACGGGCGAGCAGCGACGCGCCGGUAGACUCCGACGACGAUGAAAUCGACGUCCUCGGCGACGAGACGCCAUCGCCGACGCGGACUGGCAACAUUCACGUCUCCAGGCGUGCUGGCUCGCCGACGAAUUUUCAUCAGAUCACGUAUCGCCACUCGGUCAGCCUGUCUCAUCAGCCGCAACACGGACAAGCUGUUCAACGCCAACAUCGCUGAAACGAAACGGUGCAAGGAUAAUGUUGCUCUUUCACAGAGGAGAGCCUGUUUCACCUAAACGCAUUAAAUGCAGGCGUUGCGUACCGGGAACGUGGACUCGACUCGACUCGAGGGGAGGACUGAC